UCUUGAGGUUUCGCCCAUAGGCCGCGGGGAGGUAACGCCUUUCGGGGAUUAUGCCAUUUCUCUCCUAGGCUCUCUGAGGUCUUUCCUUGAAUUCUUCCUUGAGUUGUUUUCCCUCCCCGGGCCGCCGCCCUCGUCGUAGAAUGACUUCAAGGAGGCACAUCUUUUCCAGCCAAAACGAGAAAGAAAGGCUUUGUUUAUGUCGCUAAGGGUGGAUCCAAAUUACUCAAAAAGGAAAAAAAAAUAUGGUUCCACCCGAACGUCACCGGUGUGGAAGCUGAAAUGCUCCUCAUGGAAAGGGGCUACGACGGUUCAUUCCUGGCCCGCCCCAGCCGGUCGAAUCCGGGGGACUUCACCCUGUCCGUGAGGAGGAACAACGAGGUGACUCACAUCAAGAUACAGAACACGGGCGACUUCUAUGACCUGUACGGCGGCGAGAAGUUCGCCACUCUCUCGGAGCUCGUCCAGUUCUACAUGGAGAACGAGGGCCAGCUCCGGGAGCGUAACGGCGAGGUGAUCGAGCUCAAGUUUCCACUCAACUGUGCCGAUCCGACGACUGAAAGGUGGUUUCACGGUCAUCUUUCCGGCAAAGAGGCUGAGAAGCUUAUACUUGAAAAGGGGAAAAACGGCAGCUUCCUAGUCCGAGAGUCGCAGAGCAAACCGGGCGACUAUGUCCUCUCGGUCCGCACCGAGGACAGGGUCACGCACGUGAUGAUCAGAUGUCAGGACAACAAAUACGACGUAGGGGGAGGCGAGAAGUUCCACAGCCUCAGUGAGCUGAUCGAGCACUACAAGAAGAACCCGAUGGUCGAGACUAGCGGUACGGUCGUCCACCUCCGGCAGCCUUUCAACGCGACCCGGAUUAACGCGAGCGGGAUCGAUUCGCGCGUACGAGAACUCCAGAAGGAGAACUCGCAAUGGUCUGGGAAAGCAGGCUUCUGGGAGGAGUUCGAGUCCCUCCAGCAGCAGGAGUGCAGGCACCUUUUCUCCAGGAAGGAGGGACAACGGCCCGAAAACAGGAACAAGAACCGAUACAAAAACAUUCUUCCAUUCGAUCAUACAAGGGUGAAAUUGAAAGAUGCCGAUCCGAACGAACCCGGUUCUGACUACAUCAACGCCAAUUAUAUCAAAGGAGACGAUGACCCGAACGGCAGGGUGUACAUAGCGACCCAGGGCUGCUUGCCGAACACUGUCGUCGACUUUUGGAAGAUGAUCUGGGAGCACAACACCCGCGUUAUCGUCAUGACGACCAAAGAGACCGAAAGGGGAAAGAACAAAUGCGCCCGGUAUUGGCCGGAUGAGGGCGAGUCUGUCGAAUACGGCCGUGUCAAAGUCGACAGCGUGUCUACAGUCUCGACGACUGACUACACCCUGAGGGAGCUAAGCGUGACGGACGGCUCGGAGACGAGGACCGUCUACCACUACCACUUCCAAGGUUGGCCGGACCACGGCGUGCCCAACGACCCAGGAUGCGUGCUCAACUUCGUCCACGACGUGAACCAGUGCCACGAAAGCACCGGCUACACGGGCCCGGUCGUAGUACACUGCAGCGCCGGCAUCGGCCGUACUGGCACCUUCAUCGUCAUACACAUCAUACUCAACUACAUCAACACCCAUGGUGUUGACUGUGAAAUCGACAUCCAGAGGACGAUACAGAUGGUGAGGGCGCAGAGAUCGGGCAUGGUACAGACGGAGGCUCAGUACAAGUUCGUCUAUCUCGCCGUGCAGCACUACAUCCAGACGCUUUCACAGCGUAUCCUGGCUGAACAGAAGUGCCUCCAGGCUGGACGUGAGUACAGCAAUAUCAAAUACUGCAAUGAUUCGCCCACGAUGCCUGUACCAGUGACGCGCAAGUCUCCCGUCGACCUGCCGAGGCCGCCAGAAGAGAUUCCGAAGCAGAUAUACGAGAACAUACCGGUGAAGGAGCGUAAGGCAAGCGGCCCGGUCCCACCACCAAGGCCGAGCAAGUAGCGCGUACAAGUUCACGGUGUAUAGCGAGUUAGUACAAAAAAAAUUGAACAAAAAACAGGCUUUUUUUAACUGUAAUGUGAUAUCUGAAAAUCUCUCGUUUUUUUUCCCUUCGUGUCUCGGUUUUUCGGUUCCCCCCCCCCAAUGCCCUGCAUCCGACGGGGCAGAUCAAGGGAGAGAAAAAAGAAAAAAAUUAAUGUGAUAAGAUUAAUAUUAAUAUGCAUUAUUUAAAUAAAUGUUAAAAAAAAUAAAAAAUAA
Molecule: messenger RNA, 2223 nt
Organism: Cimex lectularius (bed bug)
Lineage: Eukaryota; Metazoa; Arthropoda; Insecta; Hemiptera; Cimicidae
Gene: csw
Product: tyrosine-protein phosphatase corkscrew
Exons: 12
Coding region: 280-1968 (562 amino acids)
Biological process (GO): protein dephosphorylation
Molecular function (GO): protein tyrosine phosphatase activity
Source: RefSeq, a predicted model, not a curated record